Purpureocillium takamizusanense is the source of this 2672-nucleotide messenger RNA. RefSeq lists its product as uncharacterized. The record is from RefSeq and is a predicted model, not a curated record. The transcript is spliced from 3 exons. NCBI's taxonomy places the organism in Eukaryota, Fungi, Ascomycota, Sordariomycetes, Hypocreales, Ophiocordycipitaceae. The coding region runs from base 622 to 2358 and encodes 578 amino acids.
CCAAGCAGAUUAUCCCCAAUCAACAGACAACGAAGUCGCCCUGACCAGAAGCCUCCAGCCAGAGAACACCCCCAUACCGAAACUUCGUCGAUCCAAGAUGCCUUCGGCCGUCGCUGAGCUGUAAACGCCCACUGCGGGCCGUGGGCCCUGGGGCGCUCUCCUCUCUCCUGCGCGCGACCCCUUGGGAUCCCACGGCCUGCAGUCCAGCAGUUCACCGAGUUCAACAAUCACCGACGAACGUUUCGCACAGCCUCUCCCGCUCCCGGAGCCGUAACAAGCUCCACCCGAGAGUCUGUCUCUGCAACGAUACAAUCUGACCCAGCCCGUUCAACAACAGGGCGACUUCGCCAUCCACCACCACCUCAAUUCACAACUCAAUCAGCCGCUCUUGUUGGCCCGCCUCUCCUCUUCCUACGAGCCUCAUUCCCCAACAAACAGUACAACACUGCUAUAGCCAGUUUUCAGCACCAAAUUCUAGCACCGAUCCUAUCUGCCUUGAUUUUGCCCACCUCUGUUGGCAAAGACUUAUACCACUACGAGCGCUCUCGCGAGCCUGCAACCACCAAGACCCAUCCCUCAGCAGCAGUUGCUGCAGCACAUUAGACAAAAGUCUAGACAGAAAUGUCUCGCAACGUUCGACAAAAGUACCCCUCCACGCCCGUCCAGGCGUCCAAGCGCCGUGGCUCCGACUCUUCGUCUUCCCUCGAUCUCUCCGACGAUGAUGGCUACUCCGCCGUCGAGGACAUUAGCGACUCCGAGGAUGACGACGAGGACGACGUCAAUGCGGUCGAGGAGGAGAACAUCUUGAUCGAGGCCGUGCGACCCGGCCACACUCCUCGACCGCAACCCGCCCCCGUUGCCGCUGCCGACGACGAUGACGACGAGGAAGAGGAGGACGAGGAUGAUGAUGACAACGAAGAAGAAGAUGAUGACGAAGAAGAAGAAGAGGACGAGGACGAGGCUCGCUUUGGCGACGGCGACGAGAGCGCCAGCUGGGCUGGCAUCGUGUCCGAGGCCGACGCCAGCCAAGUCUCUGACUUUUAUCAUGAGCCCAACACCUUUGCCGCCGAUGCCGCCGUCGCACGCCACGUGCGCUUCGACGUGCCCUCGAGCGAAUCGGACUCGACCGACACGGACGAGGACGAUCACGGCGACUUGUUUCCCGACAUCUUUGUCUCCCAAAACUCUCUUGACCCCGCCUUCCGCCGUGAGAUUGAACAUGACCCCGACGAGUCAUCUGGGUCUGGCUCGUUCUGGGACUUCAACGGCCAGUAUGAAGAAGACCAGCGCGACUCGGAUGCCGAGGAGGUCGUGCGCGACGCGUCGGAUGACGAGACGCCCACCGCUACGCCAAGACCUGCCCACUCUGCGGUUUCCGCCCAGUUCACCCCGACGUUUGAAGAGAAUCUGGAACUGGACGGCUACGAAACCGACGGUGACACGACCGAGGAAGACAUACCGGACCCUCCCAUCCGUCGCAAGACUCGCCGCCCGUCCAAUCCCAUGAGCGAAGGGUCCGACUCGGACACAGAGUCGGCAGUCCAGACGGAGCGCGGGCAGCCGCGCGUUGGCCGGUUCAAGCUGGACCGGUCCGACAAGAAGCCCAUCGCCGUGCUGAAUCCUCUGACGCGCAAGAUGAUGAUCUUCACGCCGCACCGCCGGCGCCAGCUCGACCUGUCGCCCGAGCAGUUCAACUUUCCGUGGUGCAUCGAGGAGCAGUCAUCGCCGCUGCUCAGCAACUCAGCCAACAUGAUGCUGAGCGCCAUGUUCUCCACCAACACCUUUGCCGACCUGGUCAACCCGCAGACCAUGGGCCCGGCCGAGGCCUUCUUCCCCUUCCCGUCUGAGGUCAACACGGCCGACGAGAGCUCGACGGCGCCGCCUAGCGUGCAGGGCGACGGCGACGAGGCGGAGAAGAAGCUGGACAUAAGCGACUUCAUUACGUGGGACGGCGACUCGUCGGGUGACGAGGGUGACGGCGACUGGGAGCCCUCGUCGACGCCGCUGCGGCCGAGCACCGGCGAGCGCGACGUGCUGUCGCACCUCAACUCGGACACGGUGGGCGCGUUCCGCCGCAACCAGAUCAACCAGCAGUUGAUACUGAGCAACCAGGCGACGCAGGACUCGCUGGCCUUUAGCGGCCCGUACAACUACACGGCCCUCAAAGGCCUCAAGUCGGACCGGUUUGACACGGCCGGCAUCCCCCUGACGCCUGUGCGCCGGCAAAAGAAGCACCUCGGCGAGGUGGCGCGCAGCCCGCUCGAGCAAGUCUCGGCGAAGCGCAAGGCUUCGGGUGACGUCGGCGGCGGCCACAAGAAGCACAGGAGCAUCUCGGACGUGAACUUUUUGAGGAUAUGAAUGCCAACGGCGGCCGGUCGGCGCGUCGAGAGACGGGGUGGACAAUACGAGCGGGGACGGCGUGAUGCUCGCUGCAGCACACCCCUGGCCUUGCUAAAUGAGCGUGUCUACGUAAAGCUUGUACGAAAUUUAUUCACACUUGAUUCAAAAAUGGGUGCUCGUUACUCGCUGCGCGAGGUAGCCACCAGCCAGCCAGCCAGCCAGCGUGUGGUGAUGACUCGACGGGCGCGCGCCGCCAAGCCGUCGCACCAUGGAUGACUGACUUGUUUGUGCGCAACGCGGUGUCGACUCGCGGCGCCUGUAUGCCAUGCCGG